This is a messenger RNA of Capronia coronata CBS 617.96, 1188 nucleotides long. RefSeq lists its product as uncharacterized. The transcript is spliced from 3 exons. Lineage: Eukaryota; Fungi; Ascomycota; Eurotiomycetes; Chaetothyriales; Herpotrichiellaceae. The coding region runs from base 1 to 1188 and encodes 395 amino acids. The record is from RefSeq and is a predicted model, not a curated record.
AUGGCCUUCGACCAUUGUGCAAGCUGUCCAGCUGAAAACCUUGGCCUGGGUGGACGAGGUGUUCACCUUGUGAUACCUUCCAUGCUCGCACCGAUCGUUUCAUGUCUGCUCGUGGCAAAUCGGGUUUACUGGCGGCUCAAUCUGCUGGGAGGUCUUGGCCUUGACGAUCUCACGACAAUACUAGCAAUGACCUUUUUGUCUGCUCAAUGUGGCGCUUCCAUAGCUGCCGUCAAUUUCGGAUAUGGUAGACCCGUGGACGACAUGAGCUUGAACCAGGCCUCUCAGGCCCUGAAGAUCUUCUACAAGCUCACCAUCAAUUGCACCAAGCUAUCUGUCCUUUUCCUCUAUCUUCGCAUCUUUUCCGAUCGUACCUGGUUCGUCCGGACCUGCUGGGGACUGAUCCUCUUCAUCCUCUCUGCCUGCCUGUGCUUCACGGCUGCCACUGUUUUUCAAUGCAGUCCAGUAGAACGGGCAUGGCAGCGCUGGAGCACCCAUGGCAGCUGCGUCAACUUAUACGCCUUGUGGUAUAGCAAUGCCAUCUACAACAUCAUGACAGACCUCAUAAUUGUUUUGAUGGUACCGCCUGUCAUAAUCACACUCAAAUUACCAAUCCGCCAGAAGUUGGCUCUAAUCUGCAUUUUCGGUCUGGGAGUUAUUGUUUGCGCAGCCUCGAUUUCUCGGUUGACCACCUUAUAUUCUUCGGCAUAUGGCAGCGAUUUGACAGCUGGCUCGCUGGUUUCGACGAUCUGGACCACCAUUGAGGCGGGCCUUGGUGUCAUCUGCGCCAAUCUCCCAAUGCUGCGAACGCCCCUGCAGCGUUGCUUUCCCAGACUCUUCCCGAUCCGAUCGAGCACGACUCGCACUGCAAGUGCUGCCCCAUCUCCACCAAGCAGUGUAUGUAGGGCUGGCCCGCCCGUUGCUCCUAGGAUCUUCACUCCGGCACACGAUGUUGGCCAAGAUAGGCCUUCACGCGAGGCUCCUUCGCAUGGAGCUUCACUUGCUCAACUACCAACUGACGACGCCUGGGCCGUGCAUCAAGAAACCUCUCGAGCCCCCCUUAUCAUCAAUAUUGCCGCUUGUGCUGGGCCUGAGGUUGUGGCAAGCAGACGUCAUCCCUCAGAUCAGCCUCUUGACUUGGAACCGGGAGGCCAUGUGGACUGGUACUCACGACCACACACAGUCUGGUGA